This is a messenger RNA of Sorghum bicolor (sorghum), 1156 nucleotides long. Its product is annotated as glutathione S-transferase T3-like. The transcript has 2 exons. The coding region runs from base 1 to 948 and encodes 315 amino acids. The record is from RefSeq and is a predicted model, not a curated record. Lineage: Eukaryota; Viridiplantae; Streptophyta; Magnoliopsida; Poales; Poaceae.
AUGGAGACGCAAGGAGAUGAAUUCUUGUCCGCAAUCCUGACCGAUGAACAUGGUGAUGGUUUGGAUGACCUGUCCAUUCCAAACAGUCAACAGGAAACUGACAAUAUCAGUGACGGUGUCGAUGUGCAAUUUGUUGGUAGUGUUGGUACCAAGGUAAAGAGGGCUAAAAAUUUUAAUUCCGAUGAAGAUGAAAUUGUUUGCUCAGCAUGGUUGAAUGCUAGCAAAGAUCCUCUGCACGGGGCCAAUCAAAAUCGGUCGAGGUUUUGGGGUAGAGUUCUCGCUUAUUUUGAUGAGCACAAGCGUAACAUUCCAAGGAUAGAAAGUUCAAUUAUGCAUAGAUGGCUCAUCAUUCAAACUCAAGUGAACAAGUUUUGUUCGUGUUACGACAUGAUUACCCGUAGAAAUCAAAGUGGUGCAACUAUCGAAGACAAGCUUGCAGCUGCAACCAAGAUUUUCGAGGGACUAGGCAACAAGGACAGCAAAAAGUUCAAUGUUUUGCCAUGUUGGAAUGUGCUCAAGAACGAGGACAAAUGGAAAACCAAGAGGACUGAACUGCUCCAGCUUGAGAAAGAAGCAGCAGCAGCAAAAUCAAACAAGAAGAGGAAGAAACAGCCUACCCAAGUGUGUGAUGCAGAAACAGGAGCAAAGAAACAGGAGCAAACAAGCAGUGAAGAAGGAAAUGGUGCUGAUGCAGAAACAGGAGCAAAGAAAAGGGGGGAUGGGAUCAAGAAGGUUAAAGCGUCGCUUAGGCGAGGAGGUGGUGAAGCUUGCUUGGAGGCCAUUGACAAGUUGUGGGCAAAGAAGGAGAUUGCGGACAUUGAGAAAGAGAAGGCUAAGAAUGAUAGGUUUAUGCUCGUCGACAUGUCCUCCCUCAACACCCUGCAGCGUGAAUGGAUUGAGCUCAUGCAGCAAGACAUCAUGGCUAAGCGACGUGGACAUAUAAUCUAGUUCCCGCUGGCACUUUAAUUUUGAUUCAUCAUAUGUUUUCUUUCUUGUUUAUGUGAGUUUGAUUGAGAGAUGCAUGAACCUUUUAUUGUUAAUGUCAGUGUGAGUGAGAGAUGCAUGCGCAGUUCAUAUUUAUACUUGCUGUCUUUAUAUUGAGAUUCAGUGAAACAUGGAGCUGCUAUAUUUUAUUUCAUUCAUAGAUGAACCUAUA